Messenger RNA from Saxophila tyrrhenica, 741 nucleotides. RefSeq lists its product as uncharacterized. Gene Ontology annotation, molecular function: protein binding. Bases 1 to 741 code for a protein of 246 amino acids. NCBI's taxonomy places the organism in Eukaryota, Fungi, Ascomycota, Dothideomycetes, Mycosphaerellales, Extremaceae. The transcript is spliced from 2 exons. The record is from RefSeq and is a predicted model, not a curated record.
AUGGCGGACGGCUUCGACGUCAAAGCUAUCUUCGACAAGCCAGAGUUCUCAGACAUCACCAUCAAGUUCGGUGCUCAAGAGGUCAAGUGCCACAAAGUGGUGCUCACUCAAGCAUCAGACUACUUCCGGACACUGCUCACCAACCGCAACUUUGUCGAGAGCGAGCAGGCCACGAUUGAGCUUCAAGGAGACGAACCAAGGGCUGUCAUGGCGAUGCUGCGUCACAUCUACGGCUUUCCAUACGACCAAGAUCUCGCAAUCCUGCCCAGCGAGGGAAUUGACUUUCACCACGCAGUCGACACCACGGCCAACAAGUACCUACUCUCCAAGUUAGAAGAAAAAGCUCUGAACUCUCUGGACUCCUCAUGCGCGCGAUACGAAGAGGCUUGCGACCUCCUCGAUAAGGUCCAGGUCUUCCGCACGAUCAAGAAGUUUGCGCUGCACAAGGAGCUGGGUGGUCCCAUGGAUAAGGCCUACCAUCACAUCCUCUCGACACAGUUUCUUGCUUUGUACAAGCUGCAAGAGUUUCGCUUGUGGCUCGAAGAACCCGGAAAGGAAGGUGUGAGGGACAUGGCGUUCGAGUUGAUGGACAAUGCGAACAAGAACUGCAUCGGCUGCCAGGUUUCACCGUGCAAGCGCUGCGGUCUGACGUGCGUCGUAGUGAACAAGAAAGGGAACACGAGGGGCCUUCACUGCUACGCCGGCGACGACUGCGUUUCUCGCCCUCAUACUUUCCACUGA